AUGUCACAUUACCAGAACAAUAACACACCGGUGUGCUGGACUACACACUACACACGUUGGACACACAGGACACAAGGUGACGUCACACCAUCCGACUACGUCAGUGACAGCCUAACUAACCGGAACCCUAACCCUGGACUAAACGUUAACCCUAAUCACAUCGAUGUAACUGCCCGGGCAACUAAAAGUGCUGACUCGUGUUUUCCAGAACAUUCGCCUGAUAUCUCUGGUCAGCGUGACACUGUCGUCUGCUUGAAGCACAUCGAUCUUAACGGCCGGGGAGACAAGCAUUUAUCAUCAUUACCUCCCCACUUAUCCCCCCUUAGAAAGGGCUUAGUCUGUGAAUCCGCUGAUCAAACCCAAUACAAUCAAUACACCCCCGCGGCCAGCCCGCCGUCAUUAGAUGCCAAUAACCAAUCAAAUCUCGAGGCCAAACAGGCAACUCUGUCUGCGCUAUUCAGCCCUGAAGAUUUACAUUUUGAUCAGGCUAUCGCCACAGGUUUAAAAGCCUCCCGUCAUCACCCGUCAGCAUUUUCUCCCAGCAGUUUCAACAACAUCCGGUGCAGACCAGCCCAGCCAAUCAGCGAGACUUCCGGUUUUACUCUCGGUCAAGUUUUACCUGUCCAAUCUCCCCCGUGUGGGUCGCGCAUUGACCUUCGCCCCGAACAACACAAUCAACAACAGACUAAUUACCUGCCCAAUCAAGACUCUAUUCUUGACCAGCAUCAUACGUCUGACGUCCCAUGCGUCACACCAACCAUACAGACGUGUUACACCACCUCAGCUACCCACACCCCUCACACCCCUCACACCACUAUCAGCACCUCUCAAAACGGUGACGAAACCUCUAAUCUAGAGAAUUUACGCCACAAUAAAUCUCGCCCUAGUGUACUAAGUAUCACUUCAAGUAAAGCCGACCAAGUUACCCAGCUUACUCGACCAACAGGAAGUGAAGUAGUUGCUGUUUACUCCAACAAUAAAUCAUCACCUGGAACUCAAAAUGGCGCCUCCACUGCCACGCCCCAUGGACCAAUCGUUGAACGAGAAAAAAGUAGUAGAGGGGGGAGUAGGGUGGUGGGGAGGAUUAGGCUUAAGGGAAAUAACCGGGUACGGCUUAUCUCAAGUCGUCGAGAACCUUCUGUGAAAAAUCUAGCAUUAGGACAUGUUAAUGUUAGCGAUGGUGCGAUUAGGACCAAACUAAAACCUGAGCAGCACAUCGUAUCAAGUACACACACCUCUGGUCUACACACAGCUAACACACGUCUUCACGGUGCCAACAAUGCUAUUUAUAGCCUAGAUAUUUGUCCCAACACAGACAACAAUACACGCACAAAAUGUGAAAACACGUUGGACAACUCUGAAAAUGUGAGCAGUGAGCGAGUUACUGUCCAUGUUGUACCACAGUCCCGCCCCGCACGCAGGCCUCAGAAGCUUCACGUGCGACAAACUCGAGCUAGUCUCUUACGUCAGCUGAAAAGUCCGACAACCCACGAAAACAAACAAGAGAAGACAACCCUCUCUUCUGAAGGAACAAGGGAACACAAUUCCUUAAUUAAAAGUAAACUAAGUUUAUCUGAAAUUUGCACUGUGUUAUAUGAAAUACCACCCCGCCCCUCCCACCGAUCUACAACAACCUCCUUGAUCGUUGCCUCCAGUUUACACUCCAUAAAAACAAUGGCGGAGCCUGUUACUAUAAAUAAACCAAAAACUCAGAUCGCGCGGCGUGCGAACAAGAAGCAGUCGAUAACGAAAGAAACUUUCUCAACCAAGGAAACAUCUCAGACAAGACAAACUGUGGGCGCCCCAGCAGGACAAAAUAAACCCCGCCAAGGUAACACGAGGACCGCAGCCAAAACCCCAGGCGAAGACGCGCCUGUAAACAGAACAGUACUCACGCUCGGCUUUCUCCGACAGACCCAGUCCCAGCUCUCGAAAAUCAAAAACCCGACGGCCUCGAAAGGUAAAAUCUCAGGUGAGAUCCACCCAGGUGACGCCGAACUAACGAAUCUCAAACCACAACACAUCGGAGUCAAAGACAGCUCUCAAAUCUCCUCGGGGAAGCUCUCUAAACGCCCGACGGCCACUUCCGGUAGAGCUCAAACAUGUGUAGAAGUUGACAACUCAACAAGCGACACAUGCUCACAAAGUGCUCACGUGGUAUCGCCUAUCCUACGCAAGGCUUCCCGUAAAGAAAACGUUUGUUCCGACUCGGCAGCGAGCAUUAAAUCCCCCAGGUCGAGAAAGAGGCUCAGCAUCCUCGGCGUGACGUCAUUUCCGGAUGUUCUGUCGCCCGUGACGUCGCCCACGCAAUCGGAGCCCAAAAGUCCCUCGUCGGAAAUGGUGAGCUCGUUUAAAUCCGACCAAGAUGUCGGCAAGGAUGUCAUCACCUUGACCUUAACACCCAGGUGCAAAUCAUUGUCACCUUCCCCUGCCCGGAACCAGUCGCCCCAACAUAGCAACCAGUCCCCCCAACAUAGCAACCAGUCACCCCAGGACAGGACCAAGGGUGGUUCCACCAGCCCCGCCCCCUCCCCCAGUCGACCCUACACCACGGACAACUCAGACGCUAAACCAUCACUGCAUGGACCACCAGCACCACAGACAUCCACAUCAACCACAUCAACAACAACCACAUCAUCCACCACCAAAGCCCCACAACUUUCAACUGCUCCCGUAAAGAUCUCCAGCCCAGGAUCUCGGCGAUCCAACAAACUAAAACAACUAUCUCACCGCGACUCCAUGUUGCCUGUGUCUAAACGUCACGUGACUCCCGCUAAAGUCACUUCACUCUCUACCAAAUCUCCCAGACCAAUUACCGAGGCCACAACCAAAUUAACUUUAAUCAAAUCCCUCGAGACUCAACUAAAUACACAAAAACAACUACCCGAGAGCACAAAUAACGCAACUCUUUCAUGUAAACUACAACCGAUGGAUCACUCUGGCAGCGAAGACAGAGCUGUACCGGAGAAUCUGGAAUUAAAACUUGAGACGUCCAAUGUGGCAAGCCAUCGCGAGAAGACCGACAACACCUUUAUCGACCCGAGUCAUGUGAUGUCUGCUUCUCAAGCCUCACAACUGUCUCUGCGCGCUCAACCUCGUGAUUCUAAAAAUAGGCAUGACGCUGGUUCAACUGCCGGCAUGGACGAAACACGGCAAAUAACUAUCGAUCCGGUUCAUGCCGGCGACCGCCGCCUGCCGGCUGAUUCCGGCAUCAAUCUCACGUCAAAGUGUUCCAGAGAGAGCGCUACAUCAGCUGAAAGUGCCGAGGUCAGUAAAAGUGCGGGUCAACUCAGGGAGGGUGGGGAGAGGGGCAAGGAACCGCUGAGGUUCAAGAAAAAUGUUAAAGAGAACAGAAACCUUCGCGUCAGAGAAACUAGUCACGUGAUGCCCGGGGAGGGGGGAAACAAAGAUCUGCAGACGUCUAGUGAUGGACAAGGGAGAGCCACCAAACUACCCUCAGCCUCGAAACCAAAAACUGACAAGACCUCACCCACCAACCCGAGUCUAAACAUCGACUCCCAGCUGUUAAGGUCUCGACUCAAAGAGCUCUCCACGCAGAAGAGUCUAAAAGACUCCCAGCUGUUGAAAUCUCGACUUCAGGACCUCUCGACUCUGCCUCCUACACGACGCCUUAUGAAAACCUCGACCAAAACCUUCCUGCCUACGUCAUCAAAAUCUGCUGUCGGAUCUCGCGCCACUACGCGGGAGAGUUCCGUCGACAGCCGGUUUGAUGACGACACGGCUUCUGUCGUGUCGGACAUCACCUACACGUCAGCUUACACCCGUCCCAUCAGCUCCCGCCGUAGUAAACCUGCACCUCCCCGCCACCCCCUGCCCGUCCCACCCCCCGACUCCCCCAAAAAGAAAACACCCCCGCCACCAAAUAAACAACCAGCAAACAAAACGUCUGCACUCACUUCUGCCCUACGGCCAGCAUCAACAAAGUUCCCAGCUAAAACCGACCCAGGUCCCACAUUAACUUCCAGCACGGGAACCUUGCCAGGUAAAACUUUAAAGAAAACUUUUCUGGCCAAAACCGAAAGUCUGGAAGAUAAAAAGAAACGGCAAAUAAAAUCGUGCGGUGCAAGGGCAGUAACUCAAAAAGAAAACCCAGUCAUUAAGCGAACAGGAGUUGCUCAUGAAAAGAUGGGAAGGUUGAAUGAGGUGGAGAGUCCCGGUGUGAUAUCUUCUGAAAAUAGGAUAACAGCUUCAACAACCAAUCGCAUCGUUGCUGACAUAAAACAUGUAGAUGAUGUUGGUGAGGAAACUACUGACUCUCCAACACUUGAUACAUGUGAUUUACACUCGACUGAUUCUUCACAGUACAAUGAUCACGAUCGUGACAAUCACCAAGGAGAGUAUCACGAUCGUGACAUGCUAAAUGACUGUUGUCACGAUAGUCACAUAGAACGUAACAGUUUCCACGAUAGUGACUCGCAAAAAACUAAUUUUACACAGAUAUGUGACGAAGCUGAAGACGAAAGGGAAAUAACCGAUGAAAUAAAAAAUGACGAGUUAUCCCCCUCGCCGGGCUCACUCAAUGCAAUAAUUCCCUCAUCUUUGUGUGCCCCCACCCCUGCUAUCUCCGACUCUGAUAGUCAAGGUAAACACGACUGCUCAUCACCUCUCUCGGACUCUGCACGUGCGAAUGAACGCGCGAGGGAAACCCCCUCAUCUGAGGCUCCUCUCCCAGUCGGGGUCCAGAAAUCGGAACACUCCGACGGACCCAUCUCCGAAACACGGGCAGGGGAGGGAGCGGCACGGCAACUCGUGGGAGCGGCUUUUAUCUCGCCCUCCGUACCGGCGCUGGGACUGUACGCCGCUGCCGUUCACAUGGACGAGUCGCCGGGGAAGACACAAAGAAAUGAUGGGCGAAUACACGAGCAAGGGGAGGCUACACGGUCCAUGCGAGGGGAGGUAAUUCACUCCCCUCUACUCUCCACUGUUCUUUGUCAGGCUGUAGACGGGGAGACGGUACAAAAUGACCUGAACUCAUGGACGGACGAUGACCCGAUGGACGGCCAGGAGAUUUUGGAUUAUUCUGAGGAUUAUCUGUGUGAAAAUUCGAACCGGAUUAACUCUCAAGGAUUUAUCAGUAAUGAGUUGAUUUAUUUUUCUUGCCACGAGAACCUUCACGGUUCAGUGGCCGCGGACCAUGUGUGUGGUCAGCCUGACCAGAUGGAGGAGGGAACUGCUACAGACGGUCAUCCCAACUCCCAGGCCACAACACAAGAAGACAGGGACCAUAACUCGGACACUUGUGAAAAACGUGAAACCGUCCAGUAUUUGAAGAAAGAAUCGUCCCAUAGAACUAGGUCAAGUGGUAGUGGCCAAUCAAAUUGUGACGUCAUUGACGCUGACCUCAGUAUUGAUCCCUCGGAGCAUCAAAAAUUCACCCUCGCUUCCAUUAAAAGUUUGUCAGGGGCGGGUUCAGAGUUCAUAGCAUUACACAAUGAGGAAAAUAUCAUGAUAGACGACAUCGAUUCGUCGGAUUUCGAGGAAGAACUGGAGAUUUUGGCAACGAAAGAUGGCGAAGAGAGUGACAGUAUCGAUACCACCCCGCUGUCAAAUCGAGGCUCUCAGGACGAUAAAUUACUCUCGACGAAAUCAUUCUCGGAAUCGAGCGACGGGACCUCGCGAGAUGACCUAGUGUCCUACUCAGCCACCACGAACUCCGAGGUCCGGUGUGGCAGCAGGGAGGAGACAGCCGACGACAGCCCUGAAGCAGCAGGGCUGUACCUGCUUGAUAAUCUCCCGCACAAGACCUUCAGCGAUUACAGCCUAAACAACACCGCAUUCGAUACCGCCAUGGGGAGUAUGCUGAUGGCUGACUCGGACGAAAAAGAAGACGACGAUGAGUUUGUAGAUAACACCAUUCCAGACGAUAAUGACGCAAUAGAGGACUACAAAAACUUGGACAGUGAGUCAUCGUGCUCCGAGUCGAGUUUCCAAUCCGCUACGUCAGAUAUAUUAAUGGCGGCGGCGUCCCCCGCAACGGAGGAGCUGGCGUAUUUUGAGGGGUGUGGGACGAGCAAGGCAGGGGAGGGCAUGGCGAAGCUGAUAGCGUCAGAUACCGAGGCGCUGGGUGCCGGCAGUUGGAGGGAUGCGCAUGACACACCGGAGCGUGAAUGUAAUGUGACGUCAGAUGAGAGCACGGAGGAUACGCUACACGCUAACACGGAGGAUACGCUACACGGUGUGUUCGGCUCGUCCACGCCUCGGCGCAGCCUGGAUUUGAACCCAAGGUAUGAGAACACUUUAUCCUCGCCCAUCCCCCAGCAAGCACCAACUCCAUACUUUGACAGCUCGGAUAUGCCGUACGUUCCUUAUCUAACUCGCUCACCGUCCUCAUCGACUCGAACAUCGCUAGUAUUAUCACCCGCAUGCCACAUGGACAACAACGCCUCUUCACUAACGUCGCUCCUGCAUCUUCAACUCAACACGGAGGGUCAAGGUCAUUUACAGCCUGACCUAAAACCACAACAAACCCCGCCCUCCCCGUCCGUUGACCCGACCGGCGCGGGAUCUAAUAACAUCCCCCAGCGGUCAAACUCUCCGGGGGGCGGGGCGAGCAGUGACCCCGUUAUUCGUCUUUCUUCUCCCUCCAAUACAUCUCCAUUUACCUUUUGCUCAAGUGUGCAUUCACAAAUCAACACGCCAGAAUCUUUUGGAUGUAACGGCACUACAGAUAACUCCACGGAAUUAACGUCUUCAUCUGUGAAUAAGGAGAAAAGACGAUCUCGACAACAAAGAAUAGCUGACAACCAGGUCACCCCCUCCCUCCUCCCCUCCCGUUCCCUAUCCCUAGAACCAAAACGCUCUUCCAAAACGACCACAAUAUCGGAACCGCGUAGUCGGUCCCCGUCCAUUUUUUCGACUUCUCUAAUAAUCGAUACCGAUUCCCACAAAUUGAACCAACGAGGCAAGCAGCUCAUCGGAACUUCGAGGAUCUCAGUUUUAAAAGCCAGAUCUCAAGAACGUGAAUCUCAGAUCUCGUCUGUCACCGCUCACAGGGACGGGCCGGCCACCCCCGCCCAGUCGUCACCAUGCCCGGCAGCGCACCCCACCACAGCACACCCCACCACUAACGGCUCGGUGAAACAAAAACCCGCUCAAGUGAACGAAACAAACCAAAAAUCUUCACCGGCAAAGUUAAAAACCUCGCUCACCAAACCAAACGAGCGACCGUCUGGUCGUCACACAGCCCUCGCCAGACCAGCCACAACAACCAGUACCACAGCAACAACAACCAGUGCCACAACAACAAGCUUGAAAAAACAGCGCAACGAGCCAUCCAGCGCCUCGCUAACUGGCCAAAAACUGACCAAAUCAUCGUCCACCUCACACAAAGUAACAGCUAUAAAUAGAACCACGCCCAAGUCCGCCGAGCUACGAGUGAACAGGGACAAAGAUACCACGCUGGACGCUGGUCGACGGAAAGUAGAACACACGGCCAACCAGCACACGACCAACCAACACACCGUUACAGAAAACAAACAAACGCAGCGUGGCGACCUCUGCGAUGAAAACAACGCCGUGUCGCGUGACCUUUGCACUUUUAAACCGCCGCCACCGGAUACCCCUACGCAAUGUAUGGACACUAAAACUUCAUCAAAGAUGAACGAAACGACAGAAAAUAGUUCCACGCAUUCGCGACAUGACGUCAUCCAUUCACGGCUGAUCACACAGAUGGAUAUACUAACAUCCAGCUUGGGGGAGUAUGGAUUCUCCCCCAUAGAUGAUAGCCUAUCGGAUACCAUCCCAAAAGACAGCAUAACGGGUCAAGAUGACCUACCGGACAUAAAGACCAGCUUGUUCGAGAGCGGCUACUCCUCGGAUAUCAAAUCACCGGAAAUGACGUCACCGACACAAGACAUGGAGGACAACUCGAAGCUAGAGAUGGACACAGUGACGUCACUGGACGUUAACCUUGAAGCAACUUCUGCUGUAACAGGCGUAUACAGCGGCAAACACACGGAACCAGUCAUCGUGCUGACCUCUUUAUCGGGCGGCCCGACACACGGGGCAAACUUCAGCACCCUGGAGCUGGGCGGUAGAGACGAGAAAAUAUUGCAGGAAGUCUCACACGGGCUCCUAUCUCGCUUAUCGCCCAGCCUCGAGUCGAGAUUAACGCAGAGCUGCACACAAACACGAGAAAUAUGCACAUUUCCUGGGGGCAGGGGCGGCACACGUCAGGACAGGGGCGGCACAGACUUGGGUUCCAGUCCUGAAACGUGCGCCCCUGGACGUGAGUUAAACAGUACUCACCAUAAAGUAUCCGCCCCCUGUCACGAUAGCUCCAACAGUCACAUGACCGAGGUAAACAAACCACAAGCUACUUCUCGUGCACACACGGAUACUACUCACCCUCAAUCUACCUUCGCUGGAGAUAUCAAAGGUCACGAGGGCCAACCAUACGUCACUGAAAUUAAAUCCCGUGAUAAAUCACACAAUCAAAACAUUUCAGUCCCGCCCCCGCCCUGCACACAGCACACAGAGCUCGUGAGCCAGAGUCUUACCAUGGACUCAGCACACGUGCAGAACUUUCCAUUUAUAGAUGACGACAUCUUUACAAAAACUGGUUUCCAUAUUUCGCACAAUGAGGCGCUUCAUCUCCCAGAGGCUAACGAACAACACGGCGAUUCAAGCGAGAGGCACGACAACAGCCACCAACCCCAACACAUAAAAAGUUGGAACAAUUUGAAUGAAAAAAUUGAUGAAACCGUUUUUACUCACCCUGAGAAAUGUGUUGUUGAUUCUAAUUUUACCGCGGCGCAGGAUUCCGACAAGUGUGAUACCCACGGGGAUAAAAAGUCUGAGAUUAGUUCAGCCUUGGUGAUAAACAAUAUCACGGGCGAGCGCGUGCUUCCGAGUGAGUCAUUACGUGACCAGGAGGAGAAUGUAUCAAACACAGACUUAAGGCAGGGGAUGUGUGUACAGACAGCCGGCGGUUGUACCAGCGGAUCUGUGGAAUGCUGCGGCCCGACUAGACAUUGUUCUGACGACCCACGGGGUUAUGGAACACCUGGGGGUCAGCUGUCAUCACCCCGUGCAUUACCCGCGCCUGGCGUGGUAGCGGGCAGCUGUCAGGUCACUGCCAGGGUUGGCGUGUGUCAUGUGGCAGUAGACGAGAUCACGUCUGGCUGGUCUGCAGGUAAACCCACCAGCGCCCCGGAUCUUGUGGACUUAAUUCCUGCCUCGUUACAAGAAGGGAACCGUGCUUGUUCUGUGUUUCAUAGACCCGUGGAUACUACCCAGGAGUUUCCCCACCCCCUGUCUCCACAAUGUUCCCAGACCAUCGACUCUAAUAUGGCGGAGACAAACCCUGCGAGGAUUACAAAGUGCGGUAUUUCUUGCGGUAACCAGGACACAGUAACUUCGGUAAACCAAGUCGUUGAGGUAAGACCUCGCUUUACUUUGUUCACACAUCCACCCGGCAAGCAAUACGGCUCACUUGAAGUAGAUGACCAACACACUGACCGGUCUGGUGGUCAUGAUGUGGUCACUCGCAGCAAGACCAUCAAAUCGCCACCACCCACAGCACCAAAACCUGACAUGCAACUUGUGCACGCCACCCACCAGUGGGAACUACACCACCGAAUCGACACAGACACUAAGCAAGCACCUGUCUUGUACAACAAGAAACCAGACAAGCACCCACACGAUUCCAACACACAGGAACUACAAUCAAACACACACAACCUCGGUACCAGAGUGGAAGUCUCAGAGAAAAAGAACUUAUAUUUCAAUAAAUCCGAUAAAUUCGACAAUAAAACAGAAAUACACCGAUCUUACAGUACCGACACCGGAAUUAGAAAUAUAACCACCGUGUAUUUUGAAAAAGGUAACGAAAUAGUAGACAGUAAGUUAAAGACUUCUGUGAGCGAGAGUGCCAAGCUGGUGUAUAAAGACCAGGAUCCGGUCUAUGUUCCAUCUGACGACACGAGAAACCCCAAGACGUGCGGGGGUUUCAACUUCCAGAGGUGGAACACGCUCAGUGCCUGCACGCUACCCAAACCGGACCAUCUGGAGCCGCACAAACUGAGCCCGUCCCCCCACCCGGACCACCCCCCAAAAGAAAAGAGCCCGUUUAUUCUGGAGAAAGUUUGUGAACUGUUGAGCAAGAUCUCCUCUAAGGAACCAGCGGAGAUAGCCCGCUCCAAAUCCCCACGACAAGCCACCUAG
Molecule: messenger RNA, 10185 nt
Organism: Physella acuta
Lineage: Eukaryota; Metazoa; Mollusca; Gastropoda; Physidae
Product: serine-rich adhesin for platelets
Source: RefSeq, a predicted model, not a curated record